UUCGUUGUCGCCAUUUUUCUUGUUGUGGUGUGCUGAGAGGUGUACCUUCACAGCUCUGUCAAAUCUUUUCUUGUCGAGCUGAACUUCUUUUUUUUUUGUUAUUUGUGUUUUAUUUCGGAUAAGCAAGCGUCGAAAACAAAGAAAGCAACAUGGCGCAGUACAAAGGAGCUGCCAGUGAGGCUGGGAGAGCCAUGCAGCUGAUGAAAAAACGAGAAAGGGAAAGAGAACAGCUUGAGCAACUAAAGCAGAAAAUUGCAGAGGACAACAUGGUCAAGUCCAACAUCGAUAAGAAAUUCUCAGCUCACUAUGAUGCUGUAGAAGCAGAGCUGAAGUCCAGCACAGUUGGUUUGGUGACACUGAAUGAUAUGAAGGCCAAGCAGGAGGCUCUGGUGAAGGAGAGAGAGAAACAGCUGGCCAAAAAGGAACAGUCCAAGGAACUCCAGCUAAAGUUAGAGAAGCAGAAAGAAAAGAAGAGAAAGGAGGAGCAGAAGAGGAAAAUAGCCAGUUUGUCGUUUAAUCCUGAAGAAGAAGGAGAUGAGGAGGAGGAAAAUGAAACUGAAGAGGAAGAGCAGGAUUGCGCUCCAGUGAAGAAGAAGAAACUGGGUAAAAAUCCAGACGUGGACACAAGCUUCCUUCCUGAUCGAGAGAGAGAGGAGGAAGAGAAUCGACUCAGAGAGGAGCUCAGGCAGGAAUGGGAGCUCAAACAAGAGAAGAUAAAGAGUGAGGAGAUAGAGAUUACAUUCAGCUACUGGGAUGGCUCUGGACAUCGUAAGACUGUCAAGAUGAAGAAGGGCAACACCAUCCAGAACUUUCUGCAGAGGGCUCUGGAGGUCCUCAGAAAGGACUUCAGUGAGCUCAGGUCUGCAGGAGUAGAGCAGCUCAUGUACAUCAAAGAGGAUCUGAUAAUCCCACAUCACCACAGUUUUUAUGACUUCAUUGUGACCAAAGCCAGAGGAAAAUCUGGCCCUCUUUUCAGCUUUGACGUCCAUGACGAUAUUCGACUGGUGAACGACGCCACUGUGGAGAAAGAUGAGUCUCAUGCAGGUAAAGUGGUGCUGAGGAGCUGGUAUGAGAAGAACAAACACAUCUUCCCUGCUAGCCGCUGGGAGCCGUACGAUCCGGAGAAGAAGUGGGACAAAUAUACGAUCCGGUGAAACUGCUAUCUUCUCCGCUGUCUGGAUUGUCCUUAUUUUAUUCUAUUUCAUCAAUGCUUUGUAAAGAUUUGAUAAGCUAUUCAUUCAUUCUUUUGCUAGUUAUAUGGUGUACGUAUUUGAAUUGUCAGUGCAGUGAUCCCUGUGGAAAAAGACCCCACAUUCAUAUGUACAUAGCUCACAAAUGUAGUAUCAUCUGUGAUUAAUUAAAAUCAACCUGGUUAUGACUCA
This is a messenger RNA of Scatophagus argus, 1382 nucleotides long. RefSeq names its product family with sequence similarity 50 member A (gene fam50a). NCBI's taxonomy places the organism in Eukaryota, Metazoa, Chordata, Actinopteri, Scatophagidae. Gene Ontology annotation, biological process: chromatin organization. Gene Ontology annotation, cellular component: nucleus. The record is from RefSeq and is a predicted model, not a curated record. The transcript has 13 exons. The coding region runs from base 150 to 1154 and encodes 334 amino acids.